Molecule: messenger RNA, 1422 nt
Organism: Wyeomyia smithii (pitcher-plant mosquito)
Lineage: Eukaryota; Metazoa; Arthropoda; Insecta; Diptera; Culicidae
Exons: 1
Coding region: 1-1422 (473 amino acids)
Source: RefSeq, a predicted model, not a curated record
AUGAGGGAGUACCUAAGUCUAGGUCACAUGCGGCCAAUUGAAGCAGAAUAUAGCGGUAAUUCCAUGGCAUACUAUCUGCCGCACCACCCAGUGAUAAAAGAAGCGAGUACUACGACCAAACUACGAGUCGUGUUUGAUGGAUCAGCGAAAACGUCAACGGGUUAUUCGCGCAAUGACGCUCUUUGUGUGGGUCCUGUAGUAAAGAACGAUCUUUUAAAGCAAAUUCUUCGUUUUCGUACAUAUCCGAUUGCAUUAGUUAGUGACAUUGCCAAGAUGUACAGACAAGUGGCGGUACAGCCGGACGACAUGCCCAUGCAGCGUAUUUUCUGGAGAUUUUCGCAAAAUGAACCAAUCCGAAUCUAUGAGCUAGCUACUGUUACAUACGGCCUCGCCCCAUCUUCCUUCCUCGCAGUGCUACAAGGAUUAGACGAAACGCAAAUCGCUACCAAAUCAACCGUGCAUUUCAGCCCAAACGAAACGAUUAAAACACUAGGAAUAUGUUGGGAGCCUGAAGCUGAUUGUUUGCGAUUUGAAUCAAACGCCGCUAGUGAAGUUGGGCCUCCCACGAAGCGAUUGAUUCUGUCCAGUAUUGCUAGAUUGUAUGAUCCGCUCGGCAUCAUCGCUCCUAUAGUUAUUAGAGCCAAAAUCUUAAUGCAAGAGUUAUGGCAGUUGUCUUGUGAGUGGGAUGACCCUGUGCCGGAGCCCGUUCAGCGAAAAUGGAAAGAACUUCACGCAGAGCUCCCGGAAAUAUCAUCAUAUCGCGUAAAGCGUUACGCUUUUCUGCCGCAUUCCGCGAUUCAACUACAUACUUUCGCUGAUGCGUCAGAGAUGGCCUACGGGGCUUGCUCCUACGUUCGAUGUGAAGAUGCGGAAGGAAAUGUACAAAUUCGAUUGUUAGCUCCUAAAUCAAGAGUUGCUCCACUUAAAAGCCUUACCGUUCCUCGUUUGGAACUUUGUGCGGCAGUAUUGGCAUCUCACUUACAUGCCCGCGUGAAGGAUGCAAUCGAUGCCUGCGUAGUAAAAUCCUAUUUCUGGUCUGACUCUGCCGUCACUUUGCAUUGGUUACGGUCGCCGCCUAAUGUGUGGCAAACGUAUGUUGCGCAUCGGUUAGCUGAAAUUCAGCAUUUUACCAGUGGUUGUCGUUGGAGCCACAUUUCUGGCAAAGAAAACCCCGCUGAUAUAGUUUCGCGUGGCCUGUCUGUAGCCGAUUUUCUUGUUAACGAUCUGUGGAAGUAUGGUCCUGCGUGGUUGACAUACUCUGAACGAGAUUGGCCAGUUUCCGUGCUUCCAACAGUCCCAGAAAACCAGCUUGAAUGUAAGGUAGUUUCCGCGAUUUCAACAACAUUGCCCGUCCCGCUCGUACACCCGUGGUUCGCAUGUGAUCGCCUAUUGCAUGCGGUUCGUCGUAAAUAUUCGUGCUAA